Pollicipes pollicipes is the source of this 1347-nucleotide messenger RNA. Its product is annotated as coactosin-like protein. The coding region runs from base 113 to 538 and encodes 141 amino acids. Lineage: Eukaryota; Metazoa; Arthropoda; Thecostraca; Pollicipedomorpha; Pollicipedidae. Gene Ontology annotation, molecular function: actin filament binding. The transcript is spliced from 5 exons. Gene Ontology annotation, cellular component: actin filament; site of polarized growth; cortical actin cytoskeleton. The record is from RefSeq and is a predicted model, not a curated record. Gene Ontology annotation, biological process: regulation of actin filament polymerization.
GUCGGUAGAGGGGUGAGACUUUCGUGCUCGACGCCGGGCCGUGGACGCUGUGUUCUUACCCAGACGAUCGCCGGACCGCCACCCCCAGCGGCACGCAGACGAGUUCGUCGCCAUGACGACGGUGGACGCGGACUCGGUGACGUCAGGAUAUGAGGAGGUGCGCUCCGACCAGGCGCCGGACGUGACCUGGAUGGUGCUCAAGUAUGAGGGCAGUCAAAUCAUCUGCUCCAGCACCGGAGACGGCUUCGACGCCUUCCAGCAGCACUUCGGCGACGGGGACCGAGCGUUCGGCUACCUGCGUAUCAACACGGGUGACGAGAUGAGCCGUCGGACCAAGUUUGUGCUGCUCAUCUGGCUGGGACCUGACGUCAGCGUGCUGAAGCGGGCCCGCAUGUCCACCGACCGGGCCGUAGUCAAGAGUAUCAUCCAGAACUUCUCGGUGGAAAUCAUGCUGGAGUCGCGGGGGGAGCUGGACCUGGAGUACAUCCGCUCCCGGGUGGAGAAGGCUGGCGGCUCUGUUUACGGCACCGGCAACUGACCUGGCGCGGGUCACAGAUGCCUACCCGACGCAGCCACGGCUGAACGGACGCGGCCACAGCGGCGUCGCAGCCGGGCGGCGGGUCACAGGCGCCCACGAACAAUCCCAGCUGACCUGACACCGGUCACGACAGGGGCCGGUGGCCGGCUCCCGCCGACGUGACGUCACUGCCGGACGUGACGUCUGGUUCCAGCAGGUGUGACGUCAUAACCUGUCUCGCCGCGGGCAGAGGAAAGCUUCCGCCGAUUCAUCGCCUCUGGAGUUAUGGGACAUUGUUCGCCAUCCGCCAUCCGGCGGAGCGCCCGGCCACCGGCCGCGUCGCGGUACUGGUGCGGCCAGCGGGCGGGGUGGUGCGAUGUUUGUCAUUGUAUUGUUGCUGCGCGCGUGGUCGCCGUCACGUGUUCGGUCCCGUGGCAUCGACUGCUGUCAGUGCCUGCCUGCGCUGUGAUGGGUCAGGAUCACGCAUCUUUGCACUGUGAUUAUGCGAGAGCCCGGCGAAGGACGGCGGUGUCGAUGCCUAGUCUUGCCGAUUGCUCGCCAAACAUUUUUUAAGCCAGAAUGGGCCACCCCUAGGCCAUAGGUUUAUGCUGGUGUGCGCCGUCCUAGGCUAUUCCUGUAUUGCUCUUUUGCAUUUCCAUUAUGGAACGCUUUAUUUCGUUUCAUAUGGUAGACUCAUUCCAAGACAAUGCCAUCAUUCCAAGAAGCUGCGAUUUCCUCAGCGUUUGCGUUCGCGAAAGCAUUUUCGCGGUUGGAGGGUUUCCACCUCUGCAACGCGUAAAUUUUAUAAUACACAACGCUAAGCGCACGUG